[Torrubiella] hemipterigena is the source of this 1050-nucleotide messenger RNA. Lineage: Eukaryota; Fungi; Ascomycota; Sordariomycetes; Hypocreales; Clavicipitaceae. The record is from the annotation of a GenBank genome assembly.
AUGCCUCGCGAUAACCUCUCCAUUGUCCUCGCCGAGCGUCCCACGGGCGACAUCAUCCCCGGCCAGACCUUCCACCAAAAGGUCACCCCCGCGCCCACCGCUGCCGACCUCAAGGAUGGCGAGAUUCUUGUUGAGGCUCUGUACCUCUCCCUCGAUCCUGCCAUGCGCUCGUGGCUGAACGAUGUCCGCUCGUACGUUCCCCCCGUCGCCAUUGGCGAAGUCAUGCGCGGCGCCUCUGCUUGCCGCGUCCUCGCCUCCAAGUCCGAAAAGGCCAAGGUUGGCGACUACGUCUACUCGGAUCUCGGCUGGACCGAGUACGCCAUCCUCCGCGACGGCAAGUUCACCACAGCCGACGCAUACCCUGGUCUCCAGGACCCCAAGGACAUCCUCUCUGCUCUCGGCAUGACUGGCCUGACUGCCUGGUACGGCAUGACCCAGAUUGGCGACCCCAAGCCUGGUGAGCUCGUCGUUGUUUCCGGCGCUGCUGGUGCUACCGGCAGUGUUGCCGCUCAGAUUGCCAAGCUCAAGGGUGCCCGUGUCGUCGGUAUCUGCGGCUCUGACGACAAGGCCAAGUGGCUCGUUGACGAGCUCGGUCUUGACGCUGCCCUCAACUACAAGGACGCCGACUAUGCGCGCAAGUUCACCGAGGCCACCAAGGGCUUCAUCGAUGUCUACUUUGACAACGUCGGUGGCGAGACUCUCGAGCUUGCCCUCAAGCAGGCCAAGGAGCAUGCUCGCUUCGUCAUGUGCGGCAUGAUUAGCCAGUACAACACCGACAAGCCCAUCGGCCCCCGCAACAUUGGCCGUGUCAUCACCAUGCGCAUCAAGAUGCAGGGCUUCAUCAUCUUCGACCACGCCAAGAUGUUCGUCCAGGCCCGUCGCGAGCUCUCUGGCUGGAUCAAGGAGGGCAAGCUCAAGAAGACUGAGCACGUCCUUACUGGUGGCCUCAAGGUUGCCGAACAGGGCCUUGUCGAUCUCUACAAGGGUAUCAACUCUGGCAAGCUCCUUGUUGAGAUCAAGAACACCAACGAGGCCCCCUCCAAGCUGUAA